Sinocyclocheilus grahami is the source of this 2790-nucleotide messenger RNA. RefSeq names its product vascular endothelial growth factor D-like. Gene Ontology annotation, biological process: positive regulation of mast cell chemotaxis; positive regulation of endothelial cell proliferation; positive regulation of angiogenesis. The record is from RefSeq and is a predicted model, not a curated record. Gene Ontology annotation, molecular function: growth factor activity; chemoattractant activity; vascular endothelial growth factor receptor binding. Bases 1396 to 2211 code for a protein of 271 amino acids. The transcript has 7 exons. Gene Ontology annotation, cellular component: membrane. NCBI's taxonomy places the organism in Eukaryota, Metazoa, Chordata, Actinopteri, Cypriniformes, Cyprinidae.
UACAACUGUGUGAACUUGAGGGAAAUGGACUUUAUACAUCCACUAAAAAUCACCUUGGGAUCAGUUGUUAAAAGUAAUUAUAAACAGCUCAGAAAAACAUCAUUUGUUUGCAGAUACCGGUGUGAUAAUUUCAUAUAAUACACUGACAUUCAUAUUUUAAGUGCGACUUAAGGGUACACAUAUUUGUGGGGCCACAUAUGCAAAAUGUUACUCCAAUUAUUUCUGAUAUAUUUCUGAUAGUUACAAAGUCAUGUAUUACUUUUAAUCUAUGUAUUUCUUGUAAUGUUUUUUAAUAAUGACCUUUUAUUUGAAUCUAUUAAUUUCUGUUUUUAUUUUGUAUUUGGCUCUUCACAUUGUAUCCGAUCACAACAUGAUUUCCUUUAUCCAAUAUCUGUGUCAUUUUAGAUCUACAUUUGACCACACAAUUCAUCCACAUUUGAUUAAAGUGAUGUUGAGAAUCUACACAAACAAUCUAGUAAUAGAUUCCUUUGACCGCUGAUAAUAGAUUAUUUUGAAGCUUUUAAAGUUAAAGCAUUCAGAUGAUCCAAUAGAGCUCGUAGAGUGUGGGUGCAGAGAGCGGCACUCACAGCCCAUUACACUGCAUUAAAACUCCCUCUAAUUCCCGACUCGUAUUACAAGCUCAUUGUUGGGUCUGCCUGAGAGUGACACACACACACAGAUAACAAGAGAAAGGGCAUGUCGGCUUAGUUCCCCUCCUAUUUCAUUCCACCACUUUGCUGCAUUUAAGUGGGAUAUUGGCUGCAUUCAGUCUCUCUUCUCCACGCACUUUCUCUCUCUCCUCCCUUUAUCCCUCCGUUCCCCCUUCCCUCCUCCCCCUCUUUCACUCCUUGCCCUCUGUAGAGGUCUGGAUCACAUUUAAAACCACAUGUUCUGUGUGCGAGCAACUGAGCCUGGAAGUCGGCAAGCAGGAAACGUGGUGACAGCAGAGUGGGACUGGAGCACACAGCGACAGGACAGACAUGCAUGCCUCCCAGACAGCCUUGCACGCACUGGUGGCUGGAGAAGACUGGAUGUGAGCCCUUGGCGGAUUUUGCAAGCACAUAUAGUUUGACUCAUCUGGAUCCGUGGAGACACUGGGCCAAAUCUGGCCAAGACAGAUAACAGCAUCAAGGGGUUGUCCUGAUCAGAGAGAAUCGCAGAAAAAAGGGAAAAAAAGGUCCUAGACUAGCACUGAUUGAUGUCUCAUUCUCCUCCUCUUUUUUUUUUAAAGAGGAAAGCUCAUUUGGCUCCGGAAAGCUCGUUGUGACAGGUCUCUGUUGGUGCGCCUGUGUGGUCCAGUGUGAGAAACCUGCUUCGUGAUUUGUGAGUGUAUACGCAGACUGGCCUCCCUCGCUGUUCAGUCACUGGACGGUAUCCUGGAGAGUUAGUAGCAAGAUGAAGACACAGAAAUGUGCUGGACUUCAUAUGUUGUUACUCCUGUAUGUCAGACUGAUGCUGGCCGUGGACGCCUACAGACCCCAGAGAGACAUAAACCAGGAGAGGUGGGAACAGGAACUAAGGGAAGCUGGGAGUCUGGAUGAGCUUCUUAUGUUGACCGAAUACCCAGACUGGAAGCUGUGGAGAUGCAGGCUCAAGCUGAAGCACUUUGAAUACGCCACUCCGCCGGAGAACCGCAGGUCAACUCGCUAUGCAGCUGCUUCGUUCAGCCCAGAGAUGCUAAAAGAUAUUGAUGACGAAUGGCAGAAAACACAGUGUAUGCCCAGAGAGACGUGUGUAGAUGUGGCAAAAGAGCUGGGCACCAAUACAGCUGUGUUCUUUAAGCCCCCGUGCGUCUCAGUCUUCAGGUGUGGCGGCUGCUGCAACAAAGAGGGAGUUACCUGCCGUAAUACAAGCGUGACUUAUGUCAAUAAAACUAUUUUGAGUGUGAGUCUGGCUCCGUAUAAAACUGGACCAGAGCCCGUGCUGGUGAAAAUAGCCAAUCACACUGAGUGUAUGUGCCAGGAACAUUCGCUGAUCCGCAGACAUGUUCGUGAGAAGCACAAGAAGAGUUGCUCUCCUACACGUAAGCCAGAAGACAAGAGGCUGUGCAACAAAGGUUUAAUAUGGGACUGGAUGGCAGAGCGAUGUGUGACGUACCCCUCCAGUAAACAAGAGCCUCUGUCUACUGUUAGUGAGGAGGACUGUGAGAUUGAUGUAGAGCGAUGUGAAUGUAUUCCAAAAGUAUGGACACACAGAUUACACCAUACGUGACACGAUUCAACAAAUCUUCUGAAGCGGCAAGAGAGAAAACAACGAUGAACACAACGCCCUGACAAUCUGCAAAUGCUGAGCGCAGAGACUGCAAAACACCAUUUAAUUUAUUUAUCUCUCUAUUUAUAUCAAAUAAAAAUACUUUUAUUACAUUUAUUCACACAUCUCAUCGGUAACAUGGCAGCGAUAGCUUUCUAAAUAUAAAAACAAUGCUGCUUUUCUGUUUGAACACAUGAAAAAUUAUAUCUGAGGUAAAUGUGUCCUUUGCACUGAAGACAACGUUUCACCCUAAAGAAUGUCUGUGGAAUUUCUAAGAUAUAACUUACAUCUAAAAUAAUUAUAUUUAAGUAUAAAUUAUAAUUUUUCAAAAUGUUCCCUGGUGGGCUAAUAGGGUCUACGUGGGUUCACGUCAUGUUUCCAUGGCACAAGAGGAGUCAUACGGGAUGGUGUACAUACAAAAGUACUUCAUUACUCCACAUACAUUGAGGAAAUGAUGAUAAAUUGAUGUGUUCACAACAGAGCAUGCUGCCAACAAUUAAACAAAUUAUGUAUUGGAGAUGAAAGCUGUUCAAAUAAAAA